AUGGCUGAAGGCACGCGUCUCCGUCACCUAGAUGAAUCUGUCAAGGCCUUACAGGACCGCGCCACCGCUCACGAUGAUGCUCUUCAGGAGUUGCGUACUUCCAUGAUUGGUCACCAAACUUCGAUAGCUGAUAUCUCCACCCAACUAAUUGUUCUCACCGGUCAGUUGGAGCAGGUCUUUCGUCUGGCUCCGGCGUCACCCGAUCUACGCCCUGGUAUUCUCCCCAUUCCCGGUGCUCCAAUCCACACCGAUCCUGCUCCUGCUCCCCCGAUCCAGGGCCGCACUGUUCAUUUGGAAUUCCCACGCUUUGUCGGCACCGAUCCAACGGGGUGGAUAUUCAAGGCGGAGCGAUUUUUCGAUUAUCACCGGACUCCCGAUGACCAGCGAUUACUGAUCUCCUCCUUCCACAUGGACGAUGAGGCUUUACAAUGGUUUCAAUGGAUGUAUCGAUCGGCUCAGUUCACCACUUGGGCGCAAUUCACCAGGGCUUUGGAGGUUCGUUUUGGUCCCACUGAGUUUGAUGACCCGCAGGCUUCUUUGGCUAAACUCUCUCAGAUUACCACCGUGUCGGAGUACCAGUCUCGCUUCGAGACUUUGGCCAACCGCACGACAGCCAUUCCACCUUCCUUUUUGGUGAGUUGCUUUAUCUCCGGCUUACGGCCGGACAUUCGCAACGAAGUUAUGGCAUUUCGCCCUGCCACUAUGUCUCACACGGUGAGUCUCGCGCGCCUGCAAGAGGCCAAGUUGCUGGAGCUUCGCCGCCCCCUGUUCCGUUCGUCGACUGCUCGUGGUUCCUCUUCGCUACCAGUACCUGCUAUUCCCCUAUCCACGGCUCCUGCCCCCCCCAUGGCACUGCCACCGGCACCUUCGCGCUUCCCUAUUAAGCGUUUAUCUUCGGCCGAGAUGCAGCAGCGUCGUGAUAAAGGGCUCUGCUACAACUGCGACGAGCGAUUCACGAUCGGCCAUCGUUGCAAGAAUCGUAUGCUGUUUCUCCUUGAACCAGAUGACGGGCCUCCCUCCGUUGUUCCCACUGAGGACUUUGUGUCCAUCGAGAUCCAUGACACCGCCAGCCCGGACGUGGAGCCUUCCCCGGAGCUUUCGUAUCACUCCUUGAUUGGCAGCAACAACCCUUCUACUCUCCGGUUUACUGGCUAUUUGGCUGGCUCCCCAAUCCAGAUUCUGGUCGACGGUGGCAGUACGCACAAUUUUAUACAAAGUCGCGUAGCGCGCCACCUGAAUUUGCCGAUUGAAGCCGCCCCUCGUAUCAACGUCAUGGUUGGUAGCGGUAAUCGCCUACAGUGCGAAGGCAUGAUCAAACACUUACAGGUAUCCGUUCCCCCUCGCUCCUUCGUUAUUGACACUUAUGUACUGCCGCUAUUUGGAGCAGAUUUAGUACUCGGAGUACAGUGGCUAGCCACCUUGGGUCCUGUAGUUUUUGACUAUAGUGUGCCUGCACUUGAAUUUCACGUUGGAUCUGAGCGAAUUCGUCUGACUGGAGAUUCCACUUUAGUUCCUCCUCCACUGCAAUAUCAUAGUAUGCGCAGAUUACUUGAUACUGAUUCAUUGGCUGAGAUUUUUUGUUUGGAAUCCCAACCAUUAUCCCUUCCCCAACCAUUUGUGAUAAUGUCGCACUCAAUUCUCUAUUGCAACACCAUGCCACUGUCUUCACCAUUCCCCACUCUUUGCCCCCUCCACGUCCACAAGACCAUGCCAUCCACCUUCUACCUGACAUCCAACCAGUAA
Messenger RNA from Telopea speciosissima, 1743 nucleotides. RefSeq lists its product as uncharacterized. The transcript has a single exon. The record is from RefSeq and is a predicted model, not a curated record. Bases 1 to 1743 code for a protein of 580 amino acids. Lineage: Eukaryota; Viridiplantae; Streptophyta; Magnoliopsida; Proteales; Proteaceae.